Molecule: messenger RNA, 7013 nt
Organism: Oncorhynchus gorbuscha (pink salmon)
Lineage: Eukaryota; Metazoa; Chordata; Actinopteri; Salmoniformes; Salmonidae
Product: Wilms tumor protein 1-interacting protein homolog
Exons: 9
Coding region: 507-2609 (700 amino acids)
Biological process (GO): regulation of DNA-templated transcription; cytoskeleton organization; positive regulation of miRNA-mediated gene silencing
Cellular component (GO): transcription regulator complex; P-body; nucleus
Molecular function (GO): transcription corepressor activity
Source: RefSeq, a predicted model, not a curated record
CACCCCGUCCACUUCCUCGCAUUCCUUCUCCACAAACGAGUCCCUUGCGCUAAAUUGUGUUUAAAACGUGUUUUGGCGCACUCUGUGUCUUUUAAUAUGUAAGAUGUGGCUGUUAGUGGUGUAUUGCAAUAUUUUCUCAACCUCAAAUUUACAUUUGAGACUAAUUUUGGAAAACUGGAGAAAAACUGACAAGGGAAAAUUCCUCCGCGCAGCGCGCCAUUGACUGUAAAGAACUUUCAACUUAACAAAAACUGAAGUUGACAAACGUAUCCUGACGUUGAAACUUUGUUGUAAGGGUUUAUAUUUUCGAAGAAAAAGAUCAUGCACUGCUCCGAGAUUUCCAAGCACGCUGGCCGUUCAGCAAACAGGCGACGAUGCCUGGAUUGAGCCUGCGUUUUGUUAUGAUUUCCAAGUGAAAUGCAAUUACUGCUAUCUCUCACUCGGUAGUCGGUUUGUGGACUAGUGCGCUUUUUCUCUGAACUUGUUCGUCGCCUCCGGAGCAAACCAUGGAUCACUAUGAGGAAGAUUUGGGACUCCGGGCGAGUAAAUUAAUGGAGGACCUUUCCUUAUAUGAAGCAUACAAGGAUGGAAUGUACAGUUCAAGGAGGGACAUGGUUAUCAACCCCGAUUUGGAUUUUUCGUCUACAACGAUACCCGAGCAGAAAAGUAAGACAAUGAAUGGCAGCUCUGCGCCUCACCAACAGAUACACAGCGUUGAGAAUUACAUGUCUGGGAAUAAAGUGUACACUGCGGCUCCCGUGCGCCCCGUGAAUGGCAACAGAGCCGUUCCUGUGGAUUAUUGCACCCCUCAAAGAGACACAGUUUAUCCUAAUGAAGAUAGCUAUUGCACCAAAUCCGAAAUUGCUUUGCCGUGUUAUAGCGGCGCCUCCGAGCGGCACAGGAGGUACUCAUUGGAGGUGCAGGGGCAUAGGUACAGCACUGGUAGCGCGUACGAUGGACUGGUUUUGAACAAGCCAGUACCCUCACCUGGCAACAGAUGCAACAGUAUUUGUAUUACCACCAACAACGACGGCAGAUACAAUGCAACCAGCCCGCGGUCCAGUUUCGUAUCCUCCCUCUCCUCCCAGGAGCAAAGCAAACAUGCAAGCCCGAGGUCGAGCAUCAGUAGCCCGCGCACGAGUCUGUUGGUACCCGGGCAAGACAAGUACACUAGUCCCAGGUCCAGUCUGGUACACUGUGAAGGGAGCAGUGCCCUCAGCCCCCGGUCUAGCUAUGCAAGUACAGCCAGCGACACAAGUAAACAUUCCAGCCCAAGGGCCAGUCUGAACAGCUAUGACUGCUGCAGUAAGCCCAGCAGUAACCGCACCAGCGGCAUCAGUAUGGGCUACGACCAAAGGCACAUCAGCCCCAGGUCCAGCACAGCGAGCCAGUAUUCUUGUACCACCAGUCCACGCUCUAGCUAUUCAGAUUCGCGUUACAUGCCUGUGGGGAACCAUGAUCUGGAGGGUGCAGUUUUGCAUGGCAUGCCGGUGGCCAGUCCCCGGUCAAGCAUCUGCAGCCAGGACGGGUGUGCAAGACCCGGGACAAUAGCGAACUGCGUCGUUAGUCCCCGGUCCAGUAUCUCCAGUCACAGUUCCAGAAGUUCCCGGAGCUCCAGGGGAUCUAUGAGCACCUACCCAGAUCUCCCACUGCCUUCACCCAGGUCCUCAAUGCUGGGGACUGGUUUGCAGGAGGACAUACUAACACAAGAUUGUGGCGAUACCAACGGUGUUCAUAGUCGUAUCCAUCUCCAAGCGCUCUCUGGGAUGCCAGAGGCCCUGCCACAGCAUGCACCACAACAGUCAACCCAGGCAGGGAUGAACACAGGAGCCUCAGGGCAGAGGUUUAAACUACCUUACCAGGUGACCCCAUGCCGGGAAAGUGGCCCAAGCCAAGCAGAAAGGAGUCUGGAAGCACUCACCUUGGAGCUGGAGAAGGAGUUAGAAAUGCACAUGAAAAAAGAAUACUUUGGUAUCUGUAUCAAGUGUGGGAAAGGUGUGUAUGGAGCCAGCCAAGCCUGUCAGGCCAUGGGGAAUUUGUACCAUACCAACUGCUUCACCUGUUACUCCUGUGGGAGGAGGCUGAGAGGGAAAGCUUUCUACAACGUCAACGGCAAGGUCUACUGUGAAGAGGACUUCCUGUACUCUGGCUUUCAGCAGACGGCAGAGAAGUGCUUUGUAUGUGGUCACCUCAUCAUGGAAAUGAUCCUGCAGGCACUAGGCAAGUCCUACCACCCUGGCUGCUUCCGCUGUGUGGUCUGCACGGAGGGUCUGGACGGAGUACCUUUCACUGUGGACGUGGAGAACAACAUCUACUGUGUUAAAGACUACCACACGGUCUUUGCCCCUAAAUGCGCCUCAUGCAACCAGCCAAUCCUCCCUCCUCAGGGCUCUGAGGAGACCAUCCGGGUGGUGUCCAUGGACAAGGACUACCAUGUGGAGUGCUAUCACUGUGAGGACUGUGGCCUCCAGCUAAAUGACGAGGAGGGUCACCGCUGUUACCCCCUGGAUUGCCACCUGCUCUGUCACGGCUGCCACAUCCGCAGGCUAAAGGUCCCGGUGCCCACCCACCCGCCCCCCAGCUACCCACUACACGUCACUGAGCUGUGAGAGGAACCAACCCCAAACCACCGCUGACCCGCCUCCCAGGUGACCUGAGACAACAUAGCAGAAAGAAGAAGGAAUCCCCCGCCCACGGAAUCCCGGGAACUUUGGAACAGACAGACCCUGGGAGACUUCGCUCUCUACUUGCCGGCCGUGCCCUGGGGAGAGGAGAUAGAUACAGGGCCAUGGACAAGUCACAGGACCGGGCUGGGAGAGAGUCCACGUCUCUCUCUCCCUUUCUAUCUCUCUCUCUCUCUCUCUCUCUCUCUCUCUCUCUCUCUCUCUCUCUCUCUCUCUCUCUCUCUCUCUUUCUCAUCAGUUUUUUCUCCCUCCUUUCGGUCUGUGAACAGUGAAGCAGGCUGAGGCCCCAGCCCACCCAGAUACCCUGGCUGACGUCAGCACAAUGACCCCUGCACAUUCAUCACAGUGGGGACUGGCCUGGAUGGAGGGAGGGGGCCACUCUCUCUCUGUCCCUCUCUCCAUCGCUCUCUUUUUUACUGCUUUUCUGUUUUCUUCAUUCCUUCGAGCUGAAGCCCAAUGCCAUGAUGCAUUUACUGCUCCUCUGUCAGAGAGAGAGAGAGCUGGACAGCGUCUCUGCCAGGAGGCUGGGAGGCCAUGAAGCAGGCUGCUACAUAACAUUCCAGCACUGUCUGGCAGGGUUAGAGGGUUGGACAUGCUGUGCCUUCAGAGUGGCCUUCCACUGAGAAACCUUACCGCAUGGUGACAGUGACAAUGGCACAAUCCAGCUAGCUACGGCUCCUUUUGGCUAUGCAAGGGUACCGUGUCUACCAGCAACAACCGAGCUCCUUCAUGUGACUCUGUGACACACUCUCCUCUACCAUCCCUUCAUGUGACUCUGUGACACAGUCUCCUGUACCAUCCCUUCAUGUGACUCUGUGACACACCCUCCUGUACCAUCCCUUCAUAUGACUCUGACACGCCCUCCUGUACCAUCCCUUCAUAUGACUCUGACACACCCUCCUGUACCAUCCCUUCAUGUGACUCUGUGACACAGUCUCCUGUACCAUCCCUUCAUGUGACUCUGUGACACACCCUCCUGUACCAUCCCUUCAUGUGACUCUGUGACACACCCUCCUGUACCAUCCCUUCAUGUGACUCUGUGACACACCCUCCUGUACCAUCCCUUCAUGUGACUCUGUGACACACCCUCCUGUACCAUCCCUUCAUGUGACUCUGUGACACACCCUCCUGUACCAUCCCUUUAUGUGACUCUGUGAGACACCCUCCUGUACCAUCCCUUCAUGUGACUCUGUGACACACCCUCCUGUACCAUCCCUUCAUGUGACUCUGUGACACAGUCUCCUAUACCAUCCCUUCAUGUGACUCUGUGACACAGUCUCCUGUACCAUCCCUUCAUGUGACUCUGUGACACAGUCUCCUGUACCAUCCCUUCAUAUGACUCUGACACACCCUCCUGUACCAUCCCUUCAUGUGACUCUGUGACACACCCUCCUGUACCAUCCCUUCAUAUGACUCUGACACACCUUCCUGUACCAUCCCUUCAUGUGACUCUGUGACACACCUUCCUGUACCAUCCCUUCAUGUGACUCUGACACACCCUCCUGUACCAUCCCUUCAUGUGACUCUGUGACACACCCUCCUGUACCAUCCCUUCAUGUGACUCUGUGACACACCCUCCUGUACCAUCCCUUCAUAUGACUCUGUGACACACCCUCCUGUACCAUCCCUUCAUGUGACUCUGUGACACAGUCUCCUGUACCAUCCCUUCAUGUGACUCUGUGACACAGUCUCCUGUACCAUCCCUUCAUGUGACUAUGUAACACACCCUCCUGUACCAUCCCUUCAUGUGACUCUGUGACACAGUCUCCUGUACCAUCCCUUCAUGUGACUCUGUGACACAGUCUCCUGUACCAUCCCUUCAUGUGACUCUGUGACACACCCUCCUGUACCAUCCCUUCAUGUGACUCUGUGACACACUCUCCUGUACCAUCCCUUCAUGUGACACAGUCUCCUGUACCAUCCCUUCAUGUGACUCUGUGACAACACUCUCCUAUACCAUCCCUUCAUGUGACACAGUCUCCUGUACCAUCCCUUCAUGUGACUCUGUGACACACUCUGCUAUACCAUCCCUUCAUGUGACACAGUCUCCUGUACCAUCCCUUCAUGUGACUCUGUGACACAGUCUCCUGUACCAUCCCUUUAUGUGACUCUGUGACACAGUCUCCUGUACCAUCCCUUCAUGUGACUCUGUGACACAGUCUCCUGUACCACCCCUUCAUGUGAGUCUGUGACACAGUCUCCUGUACCAUCCCUUCAUGUGACUCUGUGACACACUCUCCUGUACCAUCCCUUCAUGUGACUGCGCCAGUGCUACUUGGCAUAGCGGAUGUUUGUGGCACCAAAUGCUCUGUCAGUAGCCAGUAGCCACAGCGCUUGCCUGGGCUGGCACUCAUUCCACUUAGCAGUCUUAGAAGACGUGACCUUCGAGAGAUUCACAAGCAGUGUCUCAACGAUUAUAUAACAAGAUAAAAAGUUAGAAGCACGUAGAUUGCCUAUAUAUUUUGCAGACAUUUUCCACAUAAGAUUCUAGAAGUGUAGUGUAUUUUCUUGCUGCGUUAUUAUUAUCAAAUGGAAUCGGAGGCCAAACGAGCUGUCGCCGUCUUCACGGUCCUCUGAAGGGUAUUGGUCCGUUGUUUAAUUUCUCCUCGUUGUUUAAUUUCUCCUAGAGGCCUCUGAGUUGUCGUUGGUCAUGCCAUCCACAGACCUGUUAACAUGUACAGUUCCACACACUGGUUAUUUGACCCAUAUGGUAGCACUGAGUAAGUGAGUGUCUGACCAUCGAGAGUCCCCACAUAUCCUCCUCAUGCAUACGUUACUGUGUCAUACCUACUGGUUGAUCUGAUUGUCUGGUUGGUUGUGGGAGUUGCUGGUCCAACCCAUGUCUCUGGGGAAUCCAUCCCCCGUGUUUUCCCUCGCUGGUUGUGCCGUUGUGUGCAUCUGUGUGUGCGUCUGUGUGUGUGUGUGUGUGUGUGUGUGUGUGUGUGUGUGUGUGUGUGUGUGUGUGUGUGUGUGUGUGUGUGUGUGUGUGUGUGUGUGUGUGUGUGUGUGUGUGUGUGUGUGUGUGUGUGUGUGUUAGUCUGGUGGUCUGUAGACACUGAGUGUACUAAACAUUAAGAACUGCUCUUUCCAUGGCACAGACUGACCAGAGGAAUCCAGGUGAUGUCACUUGUUAAAUCCACUUCAAUCGGUGUAGUUGAAGACAGGUUCAACCUGAUUUUUAAGCAUUGAGACAAUUGAGACAUGGAUUGUGUUUUGUGUGCCAUUCAGAGGGUGAAUGGGCAAGACAAAAAUAUUUAAGUGCCUUUGUACGGGUUAUGGUGUAGGUGUCAGGUGCACCGGUUUGUGUCAAAGACUGUAACGGUGCUGGGUUUUUCACGUGUCUAUCAAGAAUGGUCCACCAGCCAAAGGACAUCCAGCCAACUUGACACAACUGUGGGAAGCAUUGGAGUCGACAUGGACCAGCAUCCCUCCGGAACACUUUGGACACCUUGUAGAGUCCAUGUCUGAUGAAUUGACGCUGUUCUGAGUGCAAACGUGGUGUAACUCAAUAUUAGGAAGGUGUUCUUAAUGUUUGGUAUACCCAGUGUGUACAGAAGUGUGUGUGUGUGUGUGUGUGUGUGUGUGUGUGUGUGUGUGUGUGUGUGUGUGUGUGUGUGUGUGUGUGUGUGUGUGUGUGUGUGUGUGUGUGUGUGUGUGUGUGUGUGUGUGUGUGUGUGUGUGUGUGUGUGUGUGUGUGUGUGUGUGUGUGUGUGCGUGUGUGCCAGUGGCAGUGCCAUGGUGCAUGUACCUUGUUGAGUGAGCAGGACAACGGCCAUCCAGCUCCACAAAACGACCCAUGCUCUCUCAAUCUCUCCCCAACAGAAAGGAUGGCCCACACAGGCAUCAUGUGCUUUCUGAUGUAUCCCUCGAUGAGAUUCUUUGGAAUGUAAUUAUUAGUGUAUGUUUGGCAAACUGUUGUUUAAUAUUUGCUCUGCUCCCAGUUGUACAUUUACAGAAGUGAAAAGGCUAGUAUCCCUGGAGUACAUGUUUUUUUUGCUGGGAAAUUCCCUUUGAUGGUAGAUAAACUGAAUCUCAGCAUAGUAUGAUGAGACUCCUAGUCAAGGAAUGUGUAAUAUACUUGAAGAAUGAGGCAAUGGCAUUUUCUGAACUGUAGUUUGAAUAGUACAAUAAGACCCACUCAUAUCAAUCUCAAAUCAUUUUUCAUUAAAGCAGAAGAUGUUUAAACUUGACAAGAGUUGAUCCCCUUUAACGAUGUCUUAAUACACCUCUUUAAAAAAAUACUACUUCAGUUCCAUUUCUAUUGCAUAGCACACAGCUAGUUUCCCCAGACCUGUGCAUAAAGAGGCUAGUUUUCCUUCCAUCCUCUGU